Molecule: messenger RNA, 877 nt
Organism: Funneliformis mosseae
Lineage: Eukaryota; Fungi; Glomeromycota; Glomeromycetes; Glomerales; Glomeraceae
Source: the annotation of a GenBank genome assembly
AGAAACUCUUGAGGUUACAAUUGUCCUUGCGGUCCUCUUAGGAUUCAUUGAUAAAUUGAUUCCGGAAGAGAAAAGUUUAUUGAAAAAGAAACUUAUAAGGCAAAUAUUGAUUGGAACCGUUGCUGGUUUAGGAGUAUCCAUAAUUCUUGGUGUUGUCUUUAUUAUCGUAUUCUACUCGAUCGCGAGGAAUCUCUGGAAAGAUAGUGGAGCCGCGUGGGAGGGAACGUUCUCACUUAUCGCCACAAUUGUUCUCACCUUGGUGGCCUUGAGUAUGGUUCAAGUCCAACAAUGGAGAAUAAAAUGGGAAGGUAGACUGAAACAUGCCACCGAACAGUAUCUUAAAAGACAUGAACAAGGGAACAGAUGGGCUUUGAUAUUAUUACCAUUCUCCGUCAUAUGCCGUGAAACCGUUGAAUCUAUUGUGUUCAUCGCCGGUGUCGGAUUAGAUAAGCCAUCUUCGGGAUUUCCAAUUCCUAUUAUCCUGGGAAUCAUGUCCGGAUUAUCAAUCGGAUAUCUCAUCUACAAGGGAUCGAACAUAUUACCGGUCACGUUAUUUUUCGCCAUCACAACCACCCUACUUUUAUUCAUUGCCGCCGGUUUUUUCUCCACUUCGAUACAUGAGUUUCAAGAAUCAAUGGGAGCUAACGAGCAGGUUUUAUGGGAACUUGAAUGUUGUGAUCCAAAGACAAAUGAAUUCUGGGGGAUUAUGAAAACCUUGUUUGGAUGGAGAAGCAAGGCCACUCUCGGAACAACGGUUGGUUACUUUGUAUAUUGGUUCGCUAUUGGACUUUUGGUAAUGAUUAUUUGGUAUAAAGAGAAGAGAAAUAAUGCAAGGACAGGACGUGAAUCGGAAAAUCAUAACCAUUCUAUGGCUUAA